ACACUUGUUCAAACUCUCAAAAGCUCCCCAACUCAGUUGACUCCGAAGCGCGUUCUUGCACGGAUCGCCUUGGUUGCAAAAAAACUACAUAAAAUUAAGUCAUUAACACCUUCGUAUGGGGUAGUUAAAAAAUUCCUUCAGCAUCCAGUUAACAGUAAUUUUUGGUGGGUUCUAUCCUGUCACGAAAUUGCCUCAGUAGUAAACUUUCAGUCGGCGACAGUUGAUGUCAUUUUGGUGGUUGAAUUCAAUUUAGUGCACUAACUCUUUCACCACAGAAACAGAAGAAAAAAAAUUGUUUAGAAAAAAACAAUAUUACAAAGCGGGAAAAAAAUGGGUCGAUAUGAGGAAAAGUUACAGCGAUUCGUGUAAUUCAUAAUCUCGAAAAUGUCAGUGAUUUAUUUGCAAGUUCCAACAGGAAAAAAAUGACUUCAGUGCAGUUGAAAGUUGUGCAAAAAUAUUUCUCAUUAUAACUGGAAGAGAUAAUAGGGGGAUGUAAUGAGAAUUUGCCACUUGCGUUCCAUCAUCAUCAGUCCUUGGAUGGAGGAAUAAAAGUGACACAAUUAAGGAAGCUUUCAGUGUGCAUAAGGCAGUAUUUCCACAUUAUAUACAAAUCAAAUCUCAAGUGUGCUGAACUCAGUGAUACAUGGAAUUAAAUCUUCGGAAACUUUACCAUCAAACUCACGAGGAAUUAUUCCCUGAACACUGCAAGUUCCUGCCAUUGGAGCGUAUGAUGGAAAAGGGCAAAAUGCUAGCGUGGUAGAUUGUCACACGGGGGUGGAGGGAUUAGUGUUUGAGAAUUAGUGUGUAUUUUUAGCUCCAGUGUCACUCGCCUGGACAACCAAAAUGCUUCCUGUACCAACAGAACGGACAUCCGACCGACGUAGCAGUAGCAUCGGGUGCCGAUCCAUUGUUGGACGACGAACAUCUGCAUAUGUUCCCUCAUGUGAUCCACUAAAGCUCAUCGUUGAUAUAAACAGUCAAGUGGCAUUAUUUCGUGAUAUGCUCAUACACGUGGGACAAUCCAAAGAUUGUCCAGAGUUGCGUGAGAAAAUCCGAAAGAUUAGAUUUUCCCUCGUGGAAGCCUGCCGACAUACAUCAUCCCUCAUUUUGCCACAAAUACGAACAGCUGUGUCUGAAGGAAUUGUUGCUGAUAAUCCACACUUAGUCCUCCUCUUCUAUCUAUCGCAACUUUUCCUGCGAGAACUCAUCAAAAGCUACCGCCUAGUGCAAGUGAUACCCAUGGAUAUGUCCGGAUACUAUGAAAAUCGAGCGGGUCCUUCGAAUUUGGGAAAUGUCAUAAGUCAAAUACUGCUCUGCAAGCAAAUAACACCAGAUUUUAAUCAAGAAGAACUGUGUAGCAUCAACAAGGACUCCCAGGAGAUCGCCCACCUCCUUGCAGAAAUGCAAGAAUUUAUGCCACAACAAGAAAUCUAUCUUGAACGAAAUGCUGCACUUGCUGGAGAUGAUACAAAUGGACCUUGGCCGGCAAAGAGGCGUCGCAAUUCACUGUACAAAAAUAUGGGACUUUUGUGUUGUGUCUCACGGCCCAAUUAUCUCUGAGAGUAACUCAAUGGCAUCCAAAAGAUGUGCAAAAUCAACUUAUGAUACCGACAAGGAAUGAUUUGUAAGAAUAAUAAUAAAAAAAAGAGAAAUAGCCCAAAGAAGAGAGUGAAAAGAAAAAUCAAUUGAGAGAAACAAUUUUUUCGAAUGAAAAGCAAUAUUUUUCCUCCACCCCAAAAAAAAUAAAACUUUUUGAACCAAAAAAACGCAAAAAGUAAACUGUGUUUCAUAUAAAAAAUUAUAUAAUUAUAUUUAGUAGGAAAAGAGGGCGAAAAAGUGGAGAAGAAAAAAAAACUUUAUAAAGAACAAUUAUUGAAUUUUAUGCACAUAGAGACA
Molecule: messenger RNA, 1896 nt
Organism: Phlebotomus papatasi
Lineage: Eukaryota; Metazoa; Arthropoda; Insecta; Diptera; Psychodidae
Gene: dcma
Product: regulator of G-protein signaling 7-binding protein
Exons: 6
Coding region: 844-1560 (238 amino acids)
Biological process (GO): G protein-coupled receptor signaling pathway
Cellular component (GO): neuron projection
Source: RefSeq, a predicted model, not a curated record